AGGAUCAUGUUACGCAUUUUCUCCUCCCUUCAAGACCCUCUGGUUGAAUUGAGAAGCUAGCUAGCCUGGGACAACAAUGAUGUCGGAGCAGGAGGCUCUGAAGGGCUCCAGUGCGAGAAACCGUGGAGGAGUACAGAGAGUUGAGGGUAAACUUCGCGCUAGUGUGGAGAGAGGGGAUUACUAUGAAGCCCAUCAAAUGUACCGGACGUUAUUUUUUAGGUAUAUGUCACAGUCCAAGCAUGCCGAAGCCAGAGAGCUUAUGUAUAACGGAGCACUGCUAUUCUUCAGUCAUAAUCAGCAAAACAGCGCCGCAGACCUGUCCAUGCUAGUGCUGGAGUCUCUGGAGAAGGCAGAAGCAGAGGUGGAGGAUGACACCCUAGAACACCUGGUGAAGCUGUUCAGCCUGAUGGAUCCUAAGUCUCCAGAGAGGGUAGCGUUUGUGUCGCGGGCGCUCAAGUGGUCCACGGGGGGUCCAGGGAAGCUGGGUAACCCCAAACUACACCAGCUGCUCGCACUCACACUCUGGAAAGAACAAAACUACAGUGAGUCCCGUUACCACUUCCUGCACUCAUCUGAUGGGGAGGGCUGUGCACUCAUGCUGGUGGAAUACUCCGCAUCCCAGGGGUACCGCAGUGAAGUCGACAUGUUUGUGGCCCAGGCCGUCCUACAGUUCUUGUGCCUGAAGAACAAGAGUAGCGCAUCGGUGGUGUUUAGCACAUACACACAGAAGCACCCGUCCAUCGAGAGCGGACCACCCUUUGUCCAGCCGCUCCUCAACUUCCUCUGGUUCCUACUGCUCGCUGUUGAUGGAGGGAAGCUAACAGUCUUCACAGUAUUGUGUGAGCAGUAUCAGCCGUCUCUGAAGAGGGACCCCAUGUAUAACGAGUACCUGGACAGAAUAGGGCAGCUCUUCUUUGGCGUUCCACCCAAACAGUCCUCAUCAUAUGGGGGGUUGCUAGGUAACCUGCUGAACAGCCUCAUGGGCUCAGGUGAGGAAGAGGAGGGCGAGGAAGCCCAGGAGGACGGCAGCCCCAUCGAGCUGGACUGAGCGUGUGCGGACCAGUGACCAAGCAAGCAGGGGCUCAUGGGUAGGAGCAGAGAGGGGGACACGCCCAGAAACACCAGAGAUAGACUCCGCCCCAUCCAUCCUACGGAAGCCCGGACUGUCCAAAACUGCAAUGUCUUUUUUUUUUUUUUUCUUCUUCUUCUUUUUUUUUUUUUUUCUUUGAGGGUCUUUAAUAUAUAUAUAUUACAUCUAUUUUCGUUGUUUUUCUAGUUCUGGACAUUGCUCUGUUUAGGUGGUUUUAACAAACAAACAACAACAAACAAAAACAAAGAGAAACCGACUCAAGCAGCUGCUGGGAGCUUCCUAGACUUUGACUCCUCCCACCUCAUUCACCCAAUCACGUGUGAGCUUUUUCAGUAACCACACCCACAUCCAUACCUCCCUCCUCAUCCACUGGAGCAGACGGUCCAAUCGGACGCAACUUUGAGUGUCGACACCCACACCUGUGUGCACCUCUGGUCAGUCUAUACGCUCAGGAGGCGAGCAGACUCAUCCCCACCCCGCUCAUAACCACACACACACACACACACACACACACACA
This is a messenger RNA of Clupea harengus (Atlantic herring), 1607 nucleotides long. RefSeq names its product guided entry of tail-anchored proteins factor 4 (gene get4). Gene Ontology annotation, cellular component: BAT3 complex; cytosol. The record is from RefSeq and is a predicted model, not a curated record. NCBI's taxonomy places the organism in Eukaryota, Metazoa, Chordata, Actinopteri, Clupeiformes, Clupeidae. Gene Ontology annotation, biological process: protein insertion into ER membrane. Gene Ontology annotation, molecular function: protein binding.